Messenger RNA from Heterostelium album PN500, 201 nucleotides. RefSeq lists its product as uncharacterized. Lineage: Eukaryota; Evosea; Eumycetozoa; Acytosteliales; Acytosteliaceae. The transcript is spliced from 2 exons. The coding region runs from base 1 to 201 and encodes 66 amino acids. The record is from RefSeq and is a predicted model, not a curated record.
AUGACUCUUAUCAAAAACUUGACAAACUUUGGCGGAUCUGGUUCAUCUAUCCAAUCGAAAAUCCAUGAAUCAAUUUCUUCGAGUACUGGAAUGAAUGUCUAUCAAAAUGGAUCUCAAGUAACCGAUUCAAACUAUUGCUAUUGGUCAUAUUAUUACAAUAGAUGGAUUUGCAACUACUAUGGUGGAAAUAGACAAUAUUAG